Venustampulla echinocandica is the source of this 3729-nucleotide messenger RNA. RefSeq names its product GTPase activation, GAP. Gene Ontology annotation, biological process: regulation of GTPase activity. The transcript has a single exon. The coding region runs from base 1 to 3729 and encodes 1242 amino acids. NCBI's taxonomy places the organism in Eukaryota, Fungi, Ascomycota, Leotiomycetes, Helotiales, Pleuroascaceae. The record is from RefSeq and is a predicted model, not a curated record.
AUGGACGGCAAACCCUACAGUGGGCCCUAUGAUAAGGAUGGUACUUUGCAGGAUUGGCACCGAGGUGCUCCAGAACCAGAUAAGAGAGGAAUGGAUCGGCCUUUAGAGUCCCAGACAAUGGCGAGAGUGCGGCCUAGCAUGACAAGCACAAUUCGUACUGUGACCCCAGAUCCAUUGGAGCGUGGAGAGGAUGGCUCUCACCUGGCAUCGGGAACACUGAGGUCGGGGGAAUUUGACCCUUCUUCUGCGCAAACCUCACCCCGUUCUAUGUUGGAUGGGGACCGCCGGCAGGGUCUAGUAUUCCAGGAUUCAUAUUCCACCGAAUCUCUCGAGUCUGUUCGCCCCGGGCCACCCGUUAGCUUCCACUCCCGGCCUCGAACGCGCACUACUAGUGGGGUGAAGGAGCAUACUCGUCAUAGAUCAACUUCUACGAAUGUCUCUAGGAGUAGGCACCGUAUCGGCUCGGUGCACUCUACGAAUGCAUCCUCCUUCCAUAACGUGGAACCUCGAAGCGUUACUGAUAGUUCCACUUCUGUGAUGUUUCCGUCCGUUCCUAGCCGACCUACACCUCCACCGCAGCUACAUAAGUCGAACUCUGUUAAGGGUGGGCGACGACUCGUUAGACGAAGUUCUCGACCUGCGUCACCAUUCUCAGCAACGAAUGACAUUCCAUUUGUCGAUUCCCUCCCAUUCCCAGUCGCUACGGGGGAUGCUAACAAAAUAUUAAUGUUAAUGAAGACUUUGUGUGGUCGUAUGCGCGGCGGAGUCGAGUAUCAGACUCAUGAACAGGAAUCUUGGCAUUCGGGAAUUUGCUAUAUUGAUGACGUUAAGGCGUCAUUGAUGUUCGAAGGCGAAGACAGAGGUCCAUUUCACCUUACAGUGAUUCCGGAUCUCAGAGGAUGUCGAGUUCGCCCAAUUAUCUCGAAAGAAAGACAAGUAAGGUGUUUGGAGAUAUCAAACCGGUCGCUUGGCCUCGAGCUUCACUUAUUACCAGGGGUCAAAACGGAACAUGAUCUCUGGUUAGCAGCACUUUUGUGUUGGCAACAGAUCCGGAACGUAAGCCCUUCAGCAGCUCUCCCCGCGGCAGCUGCGCAGCCCACGAAGGAACGCAUGUCGGCCCUUUCAAGGCGUGGUUCUUCCCAAAAUUACCCAAAUUCAACAAGCUCACCUACGGUUGCCAAAGAUGGGAACAUCAUCAAGGUUGCCAAGGUUCUCCUCUGGGAUAAAGGAGCGCCUUCGUGCCCAAAGGCAAUUGUACAACGGCCCUCCACACGGGAUUCACAAUCGCCUACUCGCUCUUGGAGAAGGGUAUCUUGCAUACUUCAAGAUAAUGGAGAAUUUAGGCUGUUGACGGAGAACGACGUAACUCUACUAUCCGUUAUUCAGUUAUCACAAUUAUCUCGGUCAGCAAUACAAAGGUUGGAUAGAUCCGUCCUUGAUCAAGAUCACUGCAUCGGCAUAUUUCCCCGAUAUACUUCAUCCUCCACUCAGCUAUCCAUAUUUCGGCCUGUUUAUAUCGCUUUAGAGUCGCACCUGUUAUAUGAGGUGUGGUUUUGUUUAUUAAUUGCGUUCUCCGUCCCAGAAAUCUACGGCCCAUCACCGCCAGAGCCAAGCGACGAUUUUGAGCUGUUUGGCACACCCCAGGACCCUCCUACUACUGACAUGUUUCGGAUCGAGAAAUCUCUCAGCGUCCGUAUUGUGGAAGCCAAGAUCCGGAAACCCGCCGUUGAGAAGGAUGCUGCGCGCCAGGGGAAACAAUCUGCGAAGCCUGAAGACGAUCCCUCGUUGGGAGAAUAUUUUGCUGAGGUGGUGCUGGAUGGGGAAAUCCGGGCUCGUACAAUGACUAAACCCCAAACGAGAAACCCCUUUUGGCGCGAAGACUACGAAUUCUUAGAUCUUCCUGGCCAUACACCAAAGCUUUCCGUUCUGCUGAAACGAGUUGACAAUUGCGUCUCCAGCCGUGUCUUGUUUUCCUCGUCGAGAGUUUUCGAGCAGCCGGAAAGGGUACUCUGCGGAACGGUUGAUAUCCCAGUCGACAAGCUCGAGCGAGGCAAGGACAGCGAAGCCUGGUGGCCGAUACUGAAUGAUCUGCAGGAAUCCAUAGGUGAAAUAUUUCUCAAACUCCGCCAUGAUGAGCUCGUUGUGCUCCUCGCGAAGGAUUACGAGCCCAUAUCAUUAUUAUUACAUGGAUUUGCUAGCGGGUUGACAGACCAGAUUGCUCAAUUUAUCGUUCCACGUCUACGGCCUCUGUCUGAAAUAUUGAUGAAUAUAUUUCAAGUUUCUGGGCAUGCUGGGGAUUGGCUUAUGGCGCUGGUUGAAGAGGAAAUAGAUGGCAGUACAAGGGAGAUGCCCGCGUUCCGGCGUCGAUGGAGCAGAAGGAUCGGAUCGAAUGAGUCCUUUAACUCUACUAGCGACCGUGAACAGACGGUCCGGGAUAUAGGAAGGUCAUUGCAAGGAGAAGCAAAUCUUCUUUUCAGAGGGAACUCCCUAUUUACUCAGGCGAUGGAUUUCCACAUGAGACGAGUUGGUGCAGAAUACUUGCGAGAGACCCUGUCGGACAAAGUUGCCGGAAUCAACACGCGCAAUCCGGAUUGCGAGGUAGACCCAUCUCGGAUGGCCAAGGAAGAAGAUUCUGGCAAGAAUUGGUCUUUGUUGAUAUCACUUACAACAGAUGUCUGGGAAGCCAUUGCCGGAUCAGCUUCCCGUUGUCCAGCCGAACUUCGCCAGAUCUUGAAGUAUAUUCGAGCUGUUGCUGAAGAUCGAUACGGGGAUUUCUUUCGUACCGUAUCGUAUACCAGCGUAUCCGGAUUCUUAUUCUUACGCUUCCUCUGCCCAGCUCUACUGAACCCGAAACUCUUCGGACUUCUGCGAGACCACCCGCAGCCCAAAGCACAGCGCACCUUGACGCUAAUUGCGAAGAGCUUACAGGCCCUUGCUAACCUAGGCUCAUUCGGUCAGAAGGAGAUAUGGAUGGAACCCAUGAACCGAUUCCUCUACGGCCACCGUCAAGGCGUGAAGGAUUUCAUCGACGAUAUAUGCGCUCUCUCUGCCGAACGUAGAACUUCAGCACUGCCUGCAUCUUACUCAACUCCUAUUACUAUACUCGCGCGGCUGCCAGCAACCUCGAGAGAAGGGUUUCCAUCUCUCCCAUACCUCAUCGAUCAUGCCCGCAACUUUGCCGCAUUGGUUAAGUUAUGGGUAGACUCAACGUCCCACUAUGUAAACACUCAAACUAUUGAUGGCGACCUGGCCGAAUUCAACCAAAUUUGUAUCGAUCUCCAGCGCCGCGCCGAUGAGUGCCUCCUGAUAGCGGACACUAGUGACCGGACAGUUGACCAGCUAUCCCAGUCUCAGGAGUUGGAGGACCUCGUCGAUAGCUUUCAAGAUACAUCCAUUCAAGAUAAAGAAAUCAUCCAGAAUUCAAAUCCGGAUAUUGGACCAGUAAAUAACCCACCCUGGGCUGAAUUCACAACCACUAUCACCGCUGGCGCUCCUAGCACCACUAGCAGUGAAUUAACCGGCAAGGACUGGGAUAAGGAUAAAAGAGAACGCUUGAGUUUCUGGGAAUCAGCUUUUGGGAAGGAGAGUAAGAAUCCGAGGUUAUAUGAUACUGCAGACAGUCUUGGGUCGUCACCCGUUGGAGGGCCGAGUAGAAAUGGGAAUAGCAAAGCCCCGAGGAAUUUCCUUAGCGGACUUCGGAGGAAGGGAAGCACCCCGGGACCUAUUUGA